Molecule: messenger RNA, 294 nt
Organism: Hirsutella rhossiliensis
Lineage: Eukaryota; Fungi; Ascomycota; Sordariomycetes; Hypocreales; Ophiocordycipitaceae
Product: LSM domain-containing protein
Exons: 4
Coding region: 1-294 (97 amino acids)
Biological process (GO): P-body assembly; mRNA splicing, via spliceosome
Cellular component (GO): Lsm1-7-Pat1 complex; catalytic step 2 spliceosome; precatalytic spliceosome
Molecular function (GO): RNA binding
Source: RefSeq, a predicted model, not a curated record
AUGGCCGACGCGGGCGAGGACACCGGACACGUCGCCGAGCCUCUCGACCUGGUGCGGCUGCUCCUCAACGAGGUCGUCUUUGUCAAGCUGAGGGGAGACCGCGAGCUCAAGGGGAAGCUUCAUGCAUAUGACAGCCACUGCAACCUGGUGCUGGGCGAGGUGGAGGAGACCAUCUACGCCGUCGACGACGAGGACGAGGACGAGGACGAGGUUAAGACAAUAAGCCGCAAGUCUGAAAUGUUAUUCGUGCGAGGUGACAGCGUCGUCUUGAUCUCGCCUCAGGCGCCGUUCUGA